Monoraphidium neglectum is the source of this 1932-nucleotide messenger RNA. RefSeq lists its product as hypothetical. The coding region runs from base 1 to 1932 and encodes 643 amino acids. NCBI's taxonomy places the organism in Eukaryota, Viridiplantae, Chlorophyta, Chlorophyceae, Sphaeropleales, Selenastraceae. The transcript is spliced from 3 exons. The record is from RefSeq and is a predicted model, not a curated record.
AUGACAUCAUCCACAAACAGGUACAGCCGCCUGCACGAGCUGGGGGUGGCGCACCUCGCGAUCAGCCACAGGCAGCAGGGCGCGGCGCAGCAAGGCAGCAGUGGCGCCGACGGCGGCGGCGGCGGCGGCGGCGCGGCGGCUGCGGCGGUGGAGGAGGAGGGCAGGCUGCGAGAGGCCGUUGCGGAGCGCCGCCGACGCGCCGAGCUCGCCGCCCGCGCCGCCGCGGACCGCGGCGCAGGCGCGGCGCUGCUGCAGCGCGCCGAGGACAACCGGCGCCGCAUGGAAGCUGCACUGCAGGAAGUCGAGCGCGGCGCGCUGCAGCAGCGGGCGAAGGGCGGCGGCGGCGGCGGCGGCGGGGCGGCGGGCGCGGGCGCGGCGCCGCUGCUGCGCAAGUGGCGGCGGCAGAACGCCGAGGCCGCGGCGGAGCGUGCGUUCGAGCGGGAGUUCCUGCCCGGCGCCGGCGCGCCCGGGCGGGCGGUGGCGCCCUCAUUUCUGGAAGAGGUGGGGGCCGGGGAUGGGGACGGCUUCGGGGACGGCGCCCCUUGGGGCGCCGACGCCGGCGCCGGCGCGCCCGCGUCCCUUGGAGCGUCGGCGCCGAUCACUGGAGCUGCCGGCCUCGCACACGGCGGCGGCGGCGGAGCAGGCGGAGACGCCGCGGCGGCAGCGGCGGCGGAAGGCGCGCUGCGGCUCGUCUCGCAGCUGCGCGCGGAGGAGGAGCGGCGCCGCGCGGCGGCGCUGCGUGAGCGGGAGCGGCAGCUGCGGCAGCUGCAGCAGAGGUGGGUGGCGCGCGGCGGCGGCGUGGCGGCGUCGACGGCGACGGCCUCUGGGACGGGUGGAGGCAGCUGUGGCUGGGAAGAUCUCGGGCCGGACUCGGUGGUGGAAGAUCUCAUGACUGAGAUCCCUGAAGUCGUCCACAUGGCUGCCAGCGGCGCGGGGGAGGGGCGGCGAGCCGUGGACGAGCUGGCGGCGGCGCGCGUGGCAGAGGCGGCUGCCGCAGGGGCGCGCGAGGACGCGGCGGCGGCGGCGGCGGCGGCGGCGGCGGCGGCGGCAGUUCAGGAGGCACGGGAGGAAGAUCCGACGCCGGCCGGCAGCCGCGCGGGCAGCGACGGCGGGGCAUCUCUGUCGGAGAUCGUGCGGCGCGCAAGGGAGGCGGUGGCCGGGCUGGACUCGCAAGUGGUGGCAGAGGCGGUCGGCGCGUCGGAAACGAGCCGGGCCCCGCUUGACAGCCCCGCGGCUGAGAGUGAUGAGAAGCGGGCGCCGCGGCAGGCGGGGCCGGGCGUUGACGAGAGCGCGGCCAGCCUGUCGGAGAUCAUGCGGCAGGCUGAGGAGGUCCUGCGGCUGCUGCCGGAUGACAUGCGCGCCUCCCUCGCGCGCCGCCCCGGCGGCUUCAACGUGCGCCGCGGCGGCGGCGGCGGCGGCGGCGGCGGCGGCGGUGUCGGAUCUUCUUUGGCGAGCUCGGCGCCGCUGCUGCCGCGGCCUGCGGCGGUGGCGGGGCGUGCGGACGCGGGUGGCGGCCGGCUGGGGUCGGUCGGGUCCUCUAUUGAUACUGAGGCCGCGACCGCCGGGCUCGCCGCCAUCGCCGCCGCCGCCGAUGCUCGCCAGCCCCCCCGCGCCCCGCCGCCCGCCACCGCGGCGGCCGCGCCCGGCGGUGGCGGCAGGGGCGGCGGUGGUGGGGGGAGUGUGUCCGUGUCGAGCUCAGGGGUGCUAUCUGAGGGCGCGGCCAGCGUGGUACGGGAGCUGCGCGCCCUGGAGAUGCAGCUGGGCCUGAAGACAGCGUCCGUCAAUUGGGCGGCGAUCGCAGCCGCUGGGCACCCGUGCAGGCGGGGCGGCCGUACACACGGGCGCACCACGCCGUGCAUUGCAGCAGCCGCGGCUGGCAGCGCGAAUUUUUUCCUGGCUUACGGCUCAGGCAGUCCAGGCCUGAACUACUGA